AUGGCGGCCUCAAGUAGAAAACCAGCGCCGGUUCACACCCGGGAGAUUCUCAGUAAUUACCACGGUGGAAUAACAUUCGAGGACUUACCAGAAUAUUGUAGCGGAUGUGGCCAGCUUUUCCAUAAAGCUUGUUUGUUAAAAAAUCACAAAUACACAAAUGAACGUGGUGAGCAAAUUGAAUGUGUAGGACAUGAAAUAUCAGAUAACGUCAGUGUUGCAUCUUCUGUUUCAUCGGUAACAAGAAAAAAGAGGAAAAGGUAUGAUGAGGAAAUUGAUGUUAGUGACAUUGCUGAUAAAGUGGAUACGUUGAUUGAUAGAGUCCAGGAAAUUGGUGUAAAUGUAGAAGACUUCAGAUAUGAAAUUAAAAACAUUGCAAUGCAGUUAUUCUUAGAUAUUAAAGAUGACUCAAUGAAAACGGUUCGGGAAAUUGUGAGAGAGGAAGUGCAAAAUGUAAUUGGCGGAAGUAAUGAUUGUAAGACAGAAGAAGUUAAAAGUUUUAAAAAACUUGCUUCCUAUGCAGACAGAGCUAAAGGAUCAAAAACUGAGACAGUUGUAAUUGAGCCUAAAGAGAAACAAGAUAGUGAACUGACCCCUGUUGAAAAUAUCCAAUACAGUUCCAUACAGAACAAUAGAAUCUGUAAUGGCUUAUAUGUAGUCUAUCUGGAGUAA
This is a messenger RNA of Cotesia congregata, 669 nucleotides long. The record is from the annotation of a GenBank genome assembly. NCBI's taxonomy places the organism in Eukaryota, Metazoa, Arthropoda, Insecta, Hymenoptera, Braconidae.